GCCUACAUGUAUAACGGCGAUAUUGUUCAGCGAAACUGCCAGAUAGGCUACCUAUAAGAGAGUCGUGAGCGCCAAGUAACGUGCCCGGUUAUGUUGUAUCUCCUUGUGUUCUAUGUCGUUUUUGCGUGUUCAUAACAUCUCUGCGCAGCGCGCCGGGUAGUGUCACCAGAGAGAAAGGAGACGAGGGAGGGGGGUCGGCUGAAUGCAAGGAGUCGCUCCCCCCGAUGAAUUGAAUAGUGCAGUGCUGCUCCUUGGAAGCAGGCCAACGUCCCUGUGAAAAAGCGCGUUUAGCGGCGAGAUGGGAUGUCUUGGCACUGUUGUCAGCCCGGUCUGCUUGCAGUGAGAGAAAGGAGGGAGGGCUGAACUGGAUUCCGGCUACCAGCUACCCUUGCCGGUCACAAUGGAAUGGAUGCUGUCGGUGUUUUAGGCCGGGAUACCACUCUACCUCGGACCUAAGAUAUUCUUGGAUUAAUACAGUUGGGACGUUUUUUGAUCGAGUUGUUGAAAAUUCAUGUUGAAGGGACAGUGAAAUCUACAAGAUGACGGAGGGGCGACGAUGUCAGGUCCAUCUCCUGGACGACAGGAAGCUGGAGCUCCUAGUGCAGCCCAAGCUGAUGGCCAAGGACCUGCUGGACCUGGUGGCGUCCCACUUCAACCUGAAGGAGAAGGAGUACUUUGGGAUCGCCUACACGGACGAGACGGGUCACUUCAGCUGGCUGCAGCUGGACAGGCGUGUGCUGGAGCACGAGUUCCCCAAGAAGUCUGGACCCAUCAUCCUCUACUUCUGCGUAAGGUUCUACAUUGAGAGUAUAUCCUACCUGAAGGACAAUGCUACCAUCGAGCUCUUCUUCCUCAAUGCAAAGUCUUGCAUAUAUAAGGAGCUGAUUGAGGUGGACAGUGAGAUAGUCUUUGAGCUGGCCUCCUACAUUCUCCAGGAGGCGAAAGGAGACUUUACCAGUAACGAUGCCACGAGGGGUGACCUGAAGAAGCUGCCCGCUCUGCCCACGCAAGCUCUCAAAGAUCACCCGUCACUGGCCUACUGUGAGGACCGAGUCAUUGAGCACUACAAGAAGCUGAGCGGUCAGUCCAGGGGCCAGGCCAUUGUGAACUACAUGAGCAUAGUGGAGUCCCUGCCCACAUAUGGAGUUCAUUACUACGCUGUAAAGGACAAGCAGGGCAUCCCGUGGUGGCUGGGCCUCAGCUACAAGGGCAUCUUCCAGUACGACUACCAGGACAAGGUCAAACCCAGGAAGGUGUUCCAAUGGAGGCAGCUGGAGAACCUCUAUUUCAGAGAGAAGAAGUUCUCCGUUGAAGUGCACGACCCCAGAAGCAGGGCGUCGGUGACCCGAAGGACCUUUGGUCACAGUGGCAUCGCCGUGCACACCUGGUACGCCUGUCCUGCACUCAUCAAGUCCAUCUGGGCUAUGGCCAUUAGCCAGCAUCAGUUUUACCUGGACCGCAAACAGAGCAAGUCUAAGAUCCAUGCGGCACGCAGCCUGAGUGAGAUCGCCAUAGACCUGACCGAGACGGGCACUCUGAAGACCUCGAAGCUGGCCAACAUGGGCAGCAAGGGAAAGAUCAUCAGUGGCAGCAGUGGCAGUCUGCUGUCUUCUGGCUCCCAGGAGUCGGACAGUUCUCAGACGGCUAAGAAGGACAUGCUGGUGGCCUUGAGGGCGCGGCAGGACGCCCUGGAGGAGACGCUUCGCCUGCGACUAGAGGAGCUCAAGAACAUCUGCAUCAGAGAGGCCGAGCUGACGGGCAAGCUGCCCAAGGAGUACCCGCUGGACCCGGGCGAGGAGCCGCCAACGGUGCGGCGGAAGAUUGGCACGGCCUUCAAGCUGGACGAGCAGAAGAUCAUGCCCAAGGGAGAGGAGGAGGAGCUGGAGCGUCUGGAGCGUGAGUUUGCCAUCCAGUCCCAGAUCACGGAGGCGGCGCGGCGCCUGGCCACUGACCCGCACGUCAGCAGCAAGAAGCUGAAGAAGCAGCGCAAGACCUCCUACCUCAACGCCCUCAAGAAGCUGCAGGACAUCGAGAACGCCAUCAACGAGCACCGCGUACGCUCCGGCAAGAAGCCCACGCAGAGGGCCUCGCUCAUCAUCGAGGAAGCAAAUAUUGGAUCAGAGGACAGCUCUUUGUCUGACGCUCUGGUGUUAGAUGAUGAUGACGCCCAGACCACGGUCACCCCCAACUUCUCCCCCGCCGCCUCCCCCCACAAAGGCCUGCCUCCUCGGCCGCCCUCGCACAGCCGCCCCCCUCCUCCGCAGUCCCUGGAGGGCCUCCGGCACCUGCACUACCAGCGCACCGACUACGACAAGUCCCCCAUCAAGCCCAAGAUGUGGAGCGAGAGCUCCCUGGACGAGCCCUACGAGAGGGUCAAGAAACGCUCCUCACACUCCAGCAGUCACCGGCGGUUCCCCAGCACGGGCAGCUGCACUGAGGCAGGGGGCAGUAACUCUCUGCAGAGUAGCCCCAUCAGGAGCCUCCCCCAGUGGAGCUCCCAGUCCAGCAUGCCCUCCACCCCGGACCUGAGGACCAGAGCACCCCACUACGUCCACUCCACCAGGUCCGUGGACAUCAGCCCCACGCGGCUGCACAGUCUGGCUCAGCACUUCCGCCACCGCAGCUCCUCGCUGGAGUCGCAGGGCAAGCCGCUGGGCCUGGAGGCGGAGGCGGGCGCCUCGUCGCCGGACCUCUGCCCGCACACGCCGGGCACCAACGGCUCCGACCCGCUGGACGACUGCUCGUCCUGCACCAGCCAGUCCAGCUGCUGCGAGCACUUCUACGCGUCGGGCGCCGGCGGCGGCGUCGGCUCGUCGUCGUCCGCCGGACACAGCGGCGGCCACGCCAACUACUCCACGCUGGCCGAGGACUCGCCGUCCAAGGCGCGCCAGCGCCAACGCCAGCGCCACCGCUCGGCCGGGCACCUGGGCAGCUCCAACUCGGGCAGCAUGCCCAACCUGGCGGCGGCACGCGGCCCUGGCGGUGGUAGCUGCGUCGGGGCGGGCGGCUCGGGCUCGGGGGGGUCCGGCGCCCUGGGCGGCGCCCAGCACGGCGUCUACAUGAGCAGCCAGAGCCAGCCGUCGUCGCAGUACCGCAUCCGCGAGUACCCGCUGUACGUGGACGGCGGCAGCCCGGCGGGCGUGGUGGUGCGCAGCCUGGAGAGCGACCAGGAGGGCCACUACAGCGUCAAGGCCCAGUUCAAGACCUCCAACUCCUACACGGCCGGCGGCAUGUACAAGGAGAGCUGGGGGGGCGGCGGCGGGGACGACGAGGGAAGCAGCAGCGGCGGGAGCGGGCGGCUCACGCCCUCGCGCUCGCAGAUCGUGCGGACGCCGUCGCUGGGCCGGGACGGCGGCGGCGGCGGCGGGGGGGGGAGGACGGCCGUGUCCGAGGAGCUGCGCUGCUGGUACCAGCGCUCCAGCGGCUCCAUCAAGGAGACCAGCGGACGCAGCAGCAGCCGGGUCGGAACGCUGGCCAAGGGCUCGCCAGCGGCCUCCCCACACAGCCAGCGGAGUGGAACUCCAUCCAGUGAGCUGGCAGCAACACCCCCCAUCAGUCCACAGCAUAUUCUGAGCUGGCAGAGCGGAUCUCUCAAAGACAGCUGUUUCCUGAACGGCUCCCUGUAUUCUGAGCUGGUGGACGUGCAGUGGUAUGGACACGAGAAGGCCAAGCCUGGAACCCUCGUCUGACCCACCCCCCUUCUCCUCCGGUCAUCUCUCCAUCCCUCCCUCCAUCUCUCGAUCUCUCUUGUUCUCCCGCCAUCCAUCUAUCACUGCCCAUCGUACCCAUCCUCUAGGCAGGCUUGAGCCAUAUGGGCAGACCUCUCAGCCACCCUCUACGAAGACCUGCACACACACACACACACACACACACACACACACACACACACACACAAACACAAACACAGCGCCUCUCACGCUCACACGUGUGUGUGUCUGUUUAGAGGGACACUGCUGGACUAAGAGAGUUCACAUCAGACAGAGGAACUGAAUCUGUGGAAAAAACUGAGUCUGAACUGAAUCUGAAUCUGAACUGAAGUGACUCCCGAAUACCCUUGAAACCCUUAGUCCCUCGUGCCAUCAGACUCGUCUUCACCUUUGAACUUUGAACCCAGAGAGCGGCAGACCAACAGCACAUAGAUCGACCACAGCUGUAGCCAGUCCACGGUUGGACAGACGUAUGUUGGUGUGUGUGGCUGGUCUGAUCCCGUGAUUGUGUGUGUGUUUGUGUGUGUGUGUGCACAUAUCACAUUGGCUCAUUUCAACACCAUAUGCGUUUGGAAGAGGGAGAAAUGGAGACUGAUCUCCCACGCACACAUGGACACACAAACUAGCACACACACACACACACACACACACUCAUGUUCAAUCUAAGAGACUGUAUUGUACUCCAAGCCGCCCCUUUACCCAAAAACCCCACACAGGCAAUACACACACACACACACACACACACACACACACACACCACUCGGUGACUGCAUAUCCCUGAUCUUGACUAAGCGGUGAGGUGUGAUGUGUGUCACUGACCGCCAUGCUCUGCGACGUGGACUCAUUCAGCCUCCAUCUGAGGAAUUAGGGUUCGGCUCUUUUGUUCGUUUUUGUUUGUUUGUUUGUUUGUUUGUUUCAUUCUGUAUUGUUUUGUAAAAAGAUUUUUAAAAGAAGUUAUAUAAAUCUCUCUCUAUAUAUAUAUAUCACUGGAGGCAAACUCCUUUCCUCAUCCUCCCUCUCCUGCCCUCUUUUACGGAUCAUACGCUCACCCUCUCUUCACCAGCUGUGGAUAGUCCUGAAAACGACAACAGCAACAACAACAACAACAACAACAACAAAAAAAACAACAGCAACAACAACCUUCCCAGCCCUCUCACCCGCAACCAAAGAGCAGCAGACUCCCCAGCUCCUCCUCCACCUACGUCUACACCCCAGCCCACACCCGAGCCGACCAGGCACCGUGGAAGUUUCCAGAACUCCCUGACCAGCAGCCCAGCCAGACCCGUUGUUGGCCGGACAGACUGCUGGAGCCCUGGGCCUCCUGAAGCUCAGUUGAUACCGGGGCGCUCGCUCAUGCUGAAUUGUGACCCCCCCUUCCCCUUUCCCAUGUUCGCUCCUCCGACUCCGGCUAGCAGGGUGUUUUCUUAUACCCCCAACCCCCUCAAACACAGUGUGGGAGUGCAGGAGGGGGGUGGAGGGGGAGUGAAAAUGUGUUUGUUUGUUCGCUUGUUGGGUUUGUCGGGAAUUUUGUUCGGGGGAGAUCUUCAUGGUGUUGAAAACGUUUUGUGUGACGUCUCCUUGUUCGAUUUACGAGAUCUGUGGACUGUUUGUCCGUGCCAGCAUGGGUAUUGAAGGCGUUAUCUGUGUGCUAGGGGGCUCGUGUGUGUCCCCCCAGCGUGUAAACUAGCGUGUUUGGUAACCAUGGUAACGAAAAGCUGCAUCCAGCCUCCUCCAAGCACUCUCCUACUCUUUCCUAAAUAUGACUAUGGUGCUUAGAACAUGUACUGUACAAAGCCCAUAGGGGGGUAGGGACUACAACUCCCAGCAACCUUUGCUCUCCCUCAGUGUUCAAAUACAGCGCAAAUAACUUAAACAAGGGUUCAUGGCAGACUGAGUGCUUCAUGCCUUACAGUGGAACCCAAAGGAGGGUUCCCAGCACCAAACAUGGAAAACCGAGGGAAACAGGACAGUGAAUGGUCAACUGCCAAUAUCCAUGGACGUUUAUAUCUAUCAUGAGUUACCUCUUGCCACAGUUAUUAAUAUUCAAGUGAUAUUCAUAAGAGCACAGCCAAUAUUAGCACACAGGAUUUCACCUGAAGGACAAAACUGCACAUUUUGAAAACCACAACAGCAUUCCAGCAUGUAACAAAGGCCAGAGCUUAACAAGAAAACCUCAGCUGAAGGGAAGUAAGCAAAAAAGAAUCUAGACGGAAAUCUGACUGAACGUGCUGUUUUCUGUUGCCAUUCUAACAGCUCCAGCGUAGGCUCUCAGAUGCGAGGGCUGUUCUGAGUUCAGUUUUCAUCGGGUGUCCAUUUGGAUCCGUGCUUUAACCCCAAAUGAAAAGGCAGCGUAUACUGCAGUAAGUACAGUGGGUUAAAGAGAAUCAGUUGAAAUAUCCCAUCAUCAGCUCACCUGUCGGGCUUUAGGACAGCAGUAGCUUCUUUGACCUCCACCGUCCCAGAUAACUAAACAGUGAUCAGCCUGUUGCCGAAGGCACUCAAAUGGUUCCAUCAACAACUUCUUAAGUGCAACCCCAGAGCGUCUCAGUUUUGCUUUCAUGGUACCUCCUCCAUGUAAGCCGAUAAGCUAUGAGGCUCUCUGGACGCGAUAGUGCUUUAUUUCUCUCAGCGAUUCUCCCUGCCCAACCGACCGACCGACCGACCGCCGUCACCUGCCUCCCCUCUGUCUGGAGCAGAGGGCCUACGUGAAGCCAUACUUUAAAUACAUUUUGAUAUCGCAUUCUGCAUGACCCUUGACAACCCCCCCCCCCCCCACCCCGACACUGAAUCUAUAACACACUCAACUGAAACGCGUACACACACAAGUGCAGAGAACGUGUAAAGACGCCCUUGCGGAGUAAUGAGAAGCACACAUUCAUAUGUGGUUUUUGGUUUUCGAAAACGUUUCGAAACAUUUUGAACGCGCUGAGAGCAUCAAUAUGUUGCUACUCCUUCUAGACAGCAAUCAGCAGUCCUUUUCUGUGUACAGAAAACCAAUUCCCUUGCGUUACACCCUGAGUUUUACUACCAGACAUCCAAACACACACACACACACACUUACAGUACAUGAACACACGCACUCCCAACAACUUGUGCUCGUCUCCUUGCUGUGCCAUGCCUCCCUGGCCCAGAUGUUGGAAGAUGACGGUAUGGGGGGAGAUGACUGUCGUUUGGUUCGCAUUUGUUUGUUUCAUUUAUGUCCUUAAUUGUUCGUUCAGAGAGGACCGCGUUGUGGCCCUGAAUCUGAGUAGUCAUCGCCACGCAUGCUGAUACUAAACACCAUGGAUUCUUCCCCUUCCCCCUCCUCCAAGAAGAAUAAAAAAAAAAGGAAAAACUUUUUAGAACCUCCAUGUGCAGUGAUCUGAGCCCGACCCUUGAAAUCAGACGCCCUGACCUUCACAUGUCUGCUUGGGGCUUUUUUGGUGACCUUUGACAUCUGUGACCCGUCUGAACUCCCCCUUGUAUACCCACGUUCCGCUCACCAUUGCAACCUGUACUCAAUAGCAACAUUAAGACUUUUUUAUAGUUCAGUAAAAUCUAAAACUAACACAUUUAUCAACACUUGUGAGGAUGGAAGGCAGUGUAGGCCGGUGAGAGUCAUUUUGGAAGACAAAUACUGUACACUUGCCAUUGUUUUAAAUGUUCGGGUUUUUUAAAAAAAAAACAUAUAAAUUACUCUUUUUUGUUUUCUUUUUUUUUUCUUUCUCAGACAUAGUAACAAACUCCCCCUUCCCUUUCAGGUGCUACAAGAAGACCAGUUACUGCUCGGAUCCUUAGGUGUAGACUUUUCCUAAUUGUUGUCAAUAGUUUUAAUACCAGUCGUGCAAACGGAAGGACGUUAGUUUGGACUAAACUGCGUAGCUCAGCCCACUAUUCCUCACAGUAGAGCAUGUAACAUGAUUUUACUGGGUUCUGUUCUUAACAUAACCAGACAAAAUGAAUAAUAAAAAAAAAAACGGUGUUGUAGAAAACAAUGUGGAAUUGUCGGGAAGAAAGAGAGAGAGAGAGAGAGGAAAAAAUACAGAAUUCCACAGUUAAUUUAUUCUUUUUUCUAUUAAGAAUUUGUAUAGUAACUUUACAUUUUUCAAAACUGUGUUGUUGGAAACUGAUACUGAAUUUUCCAGUUGAGAAAAACUUGGUGGUUCUUGAGAUUAUGAAAAUAAAUUAUUGCUGAAUGUUCUCUAAA
Molecule: messenger RNA, 7893 nt
Organism: Sardina pilchardus (European sardine)
Lineage: Eukaryota; Metazoa; Chordata; Actinopteri; Clupeiformes; Clupeidae
Gene: frmd4a
Product: FERM domain containing 4A
Exons: 23
Coding region: 540-3689 (1049 amino acids)
Biological process (GO): establishment of epithelial cell polarity
Cellular component (GO): adherens junction; cytoskeleton; bicellular tight junction
Source: RefSeq, a predicted model, not a curated record